Colletotrichum godetiae is the source of this 987-nucleotide messenger RNA. Its product is annotated as CHCH domain-containing protein. Bases 113 to 634 code for a protein of 173 amino acids. The record is from RefSeq and is a predicted model, not a curated record. The transcript has 4 exons. Gene Ontology annotation, biological process: mitochondrial electron transport, NADH to ubiquinone. Lineage: Eukaryota; Fungi; Ascomycota; Sordariomycetes; Glomerellales; Glomerellaceae.
AUUCGUGGUAGUGUCCAUUGCCCGGAAAGCUUGCUCUGGAGACUAUCCGAACUGCCAAAACCGACCGCUCCCUUCCGCCCCCCUCCCAGCUCCCAUCACCACAAUCACAGCCAUGGCUAACCGACGGCCUCAGUUCAACCAGCAGUUCCAGGUCGACACGACCCCUCUGCCCGACGACAUUCCCAAGGUCAAGGAGAUUGGUGCCAGCUCGGCGCCUCUUCUGUCGGCGUCCUACUUCAUCGGCGCCCGUUGCCGCGAAUACAAUGACGACUUCAUGCAGUGCAAGACGGACAGCGCGGGCCGCGGCGAGUUCGAUUGUUUGAAGGAGGGCCGUCGGGUCACCAGAUGCGCCUCCAGCGUGCUGAAGGAUAUCAACACUCACUGCCUCGAGCAGUUCAAGGCCCACUGGACCUGCAUCGAGAACCGCAACCACCAGCUCUACCAGUGCCGACCAGCCGAGUGGAAGCUCAACAAAUGUGUCUACGAGAACCUGAAACUCGAAAAGAACAUCCCCGACCAGCGCCCCGGCGUCACCCCCGUCGAGCUCCGCCACCACAUGAUCUACGCCGACCAAGCCAUUAACACCCUCGAGGGCAAGCCCUUCAUCCCCCCGUCAAAGCAACAAGCAUCGUAGAGGUAUAGCAAGAGAGCAGACGGCGAUAUGGGGGGUUUUGGCGACUUCUUCCGCGUGAGCGCGCGGAGGGGACUUUGGGUGCUUUGUGUUGAAGAUGUAGGACUCGGAACUAGGCGAUAGAAAACGCUGUGUACAUAUGUCAUCAAUCAGAGUUGGGAUCAAACCAAUGGCUUCACUUUUAUCAGAACAACAUCUUUCCGACCUAUUUCAGAUGUGUCCCACUUGGUCUGAUGUAUACUACAGCUUUAGUCAAAUGCUCGUACUUCAAUGUUCUACGUUCGAGAGAGGGCCCUGGGAAGCACGCAGAUGGUUUCUCGUCAGACAUCAGCGACUCACUCUAUGUUGAUAUCGCG